Messenger RNA from Spirodela intermedia, 2504 nucleotides. The record is from the annotation of a GenBank genome assembly. Lineage: Eukaryota; Viridiplantae; Streptophyta; Magnoliopsida; Alismatales; Araceae.
AUGGCGUUCCGAGGAUUGGCUGGUUUGAAUGGAUCGCUAUGGGGGGCGAUGGGGAGAAGGAGGCUUUGUCGCUGUGGCCUGCAGAUGCUGAUUUUGCUUGAUAAUAUUUUUUCUCUUCUUUUUGCAGUCGAGGAGAAAGACCAGGGAACCAAAGGAGGAGAAUGUGACUCUCGGCCCGGCGGUGCGAGAUGGGGAGCACGUUUUUGGCGUCGCCCAUGUCUUUGCAUCGUUCAAUGACACUUUCAUCGUAUGCAUCCGUCUACCCUUUACAACUAUCUUCCUGCUGCUGCCUAUUUUUCCAUUUUUUUCUUGCGUUGAGCUCACGGACCCGUUGCUAUGGGGUGCAGCAUGUGACAGAUUUGUCCGGGAGGGAAACUCUGGUCCGUAUCACCGGUAUGCAUUGCUCUACGCAUUUUGUAGCUCUAUACAUACAUAUCCAUUCCCUGUGUGGGGUUAUCACGUGCAAUUUUCUAUCUUUAGCUGCAUUUUCGAAAUCAUUACCAUUCAAGUUGAUGUCCGCGAUCGAAUUGACCUCUUGAUCGUGCUACAGAAUUUCAGCCGACGAAGCACUGCCCUUUUCCAUUAAUGUGAUUGUUGAUGUACCAUCUCGUCGUUAGGUUUCAAUUGUGGGAUAUUUACUAGUACAUUACAGACCAUCGUUUUCAUUCGCUCUCAGUUGUGAUUUCUCUGGUUCUUGGUCUCUUUAUGAAUAUGGCCGCGGUAUUAUUUUUCGUAAUAAAGAUUGUAGAAUCACUCGGCAUGAGCAAGGAUGGUGGUGUAGAGGCGAGGGAGUGAGAUGCUAAUAGAUAAUCUAUCGUUGUCCUGCACAAUUAUUUUGGACUGGGAGCGGAAGUGAAAGGAAUCUGGGAUAGUAUGUGCUUCCAGGGUUUUCCCAUGCUAAUGCAAGAGACUUGAUAAAAAUCAAUGUUUCGUUGACUUUUGGUGACCAACCGAUGUUUAAUGUGCGGAAUUCGAGUUCUCUUGACCUCAUAGAAUGAAGGAGGAAUCCCUGGAACGUGAAAGUCGCUUGCCAUAAGGGAUUGUGAUUGAUCUACUGUUGUGUUGAUUUCGUUCUUAGUCUUACAUCUGAUAUGAGGAUACAUGCAUUUAUUCUCAUCCAUUGCUUAGGAAGAACUGGGCUCAUUCGAAUUCUGUGCACUACUUUCAGAUAGCGCAUCAUCUUCGUAGUGAGGUACUGAUUGGGGAUGGAAGCUUGAGUUUUAUAAUUUUUAGGAUCAUUCAACCAGUCUCGUGUCUAACUCGGUAUAUCUGGUGUUCCCUUUUCUCAUCUUUGCGCUAGUUGCUGUAAGCUUUCAUCUCACAGACUCAGAAUCUUGAAAAAUCGACAAUCUUCUCUCCUUAUUGGUACAUCUCAAGAAAUUGCUGUUCAGGCAUCGUCUUGAUCCAAGCAAAUCGGAUUAUUUGCACUUUUUUUUUUAGUUCCUUGAGGAUGUAAUUCUUUGUAAAACAUUACAGGAAAAUGCAUUUUCUUGACAUUCCAGCUGUGCAUGCUCGGAUUUGGCUAGGUUUCCACUGCUCUACCAAUUAAAUUAUUAUUUCAAGUUCAUUAAUACAGAUUAUAUUUAGAUUUUCGGUUCUGUGUUACUGUCGGGUGGCGUAGUUAGGCUUCUGUGGACCAGGAAUAUGUAAGAAGGAUGUCUAGUCUAGAAGAGUGCCCUGGAAUCUUAUGUCGAUCGGAAGUUCGCCAUUAGCCAUUUUAUUCUCACUUUUAAACUGCGUACGGGUUUCGCCCAUUUACUUUGGCGGCUGUUGAUAACAUCACCAGUGAUGAAAGUCAACGCCCCUAUCUUCUAUUUCUCUCGCAGCACCUCUUGGAGCUCUCCUUUUUUGGCUUUUAUGCGUUCUCUCGCCCUGAUAUUCACAAACUUUCCAAAAACAGGCGGCAUGAAGGUCAAAGCGGAUCGAGACGAAUCCUCUCCCUAUGCAGCCAUGCUUGCUGCCCAAGACGUUGCUCAGCGAUGCAAGGUCCUUCUUCUUCGGUGCCCUCUGUAUUUUUCUGGAGGAAUUUUGUAACCCUAGUGGCCCAACUCCUCAUCUCCUCCGACGACAUUUACCAGGAACUGGGCAUCACGGCUCUGCACAUCAAGCUCCGUGCCACCGGCGGGAACAAGACUAAGACGCCUGGCCCCGGCGCCCAGUCUGCUCUCCGGGCACUAGCCCGGUCUGGAAUGAAGAUUGGCCGUAUAGGUAUUCAAUCGAUUAACUUUGUUUUUUGUUCCACCCUUCUACUCGAUUUUAGGCAGAGCCUCUGCCUUUAUACGCAUUGAUAGAGAGAGAGAGAGAGAGAGAGAGAGAGAGUUUGCUUAGUUCUCUAGUGCCCAGAUUUUCUCCGAGGAAAUCCCAGUAGAUCUCCCGGUGGGCCCUGUUUCCCCCCUGUUCUAAUGCUCUUGCUAUGUUUUUCUGCCCUUUUUUCAGAGGAUGUCACGCCGAUACCCACUGACAGCACCCGCAGAAAGGGCGGCAGAAGGGGCCGCAGGCUCUAG